AUGACCAGACUGAUUAAUGAAAACGCCCUAUUGAGCUAUGAAGAUUCAUCAGAGUACGAGUAUGAUACUGAAUCAGAAAAGAAUGUCGAAGAUUCGUCAUCUGAAGAGGAACAGUCUCUGCUUGAGAAUAACAAUCCAAAUAGCAAACCACAACGGCCAGGAGCAAUUAAAUCGCUCCUUGCGUCGAUGAAGAGAAAUUCAUACCAGAAAGUUAAGGAAGUAUGA
Molecule: messenger RNA, 225 nt
Organism: Paraglomus brasilianum
Lineage: Eukaryota; Fungi; Glomeromycota; Glomeromycetes; Paraglomerales; Paraglomeraceae
Source: the annotation of a GenBank genome assembly